Messenger RNA from Theobroma cacao (cacao), 1392 nucleotides. Its product is annotated as tropomyosin. Lineage: Eukaryota; Viridiplantae; Streptophyta; Magnoliopsida; Malvales; Malvaceae. The record is from RefSeq and is a predicted model, not a curated record.
CCUCCAUUUUUCAAAAGGCAGAAGCUGCUUCACAUUUUCUCUCUCAGCUAUUCCCUUUUCUUUGUUUGUGUUUCUACAACUUCAUAUACUGAGGGGUGAGGAGGGUUGAGAACUUAGAAGAGCAAAGCCGCAGCGAAAAUGGAAGAGUACUUGGAAUUCAUGAAAACUCUACGCUCUCAAAUCAACGAUGUGGAGGAUCAAGGGUCCAAGAUCUCAGCUCAAGGGCAGAUGCAUUUUACGACAAUUCAGACCUUGCAAGAUGAUAUCGUUUCUGUAAAAUCUCAAGCAAAGCAACUUAGAGAAGAUACUGAGCAGAUGGUGAAGGCAAAGGGUCAAAUAUGCUCGGAAAUAAUUGGAAAACAGAGAAAAAUAGCCUCUUUGGAGUCUGAUUCAUCUACACUUACCCAGACACUGGAGCUUAUUCAACAGGAAAAACUCAGCUUAUCUUCCAAACUAAUGGAAAAGAGCACUUACUACUCCAAGGUGGCGAAGGAUCUUUCUACCAAAUUACAGCAACAACAGGACUGGGUUAAAUCUCUGAAAAUCAGCAGACAAAUUGAAGAGCAUGGCUUGGUCAACAAUGAACUUGAUGGGCAAAGGACAGAAUCUGAAGGUAAGUGUGGCAUUGAAAACCAUCCAAUCAUGGACUAUGUGAACAAUGAAGCAGAUAAUGACCUGAUUGUCAAGUUGGACUUGGCUAAAGCCAAGCUUGAUGGUAUUGUGCAAAUGAAAGCCAAACUUGUCACCGAUAAUGGCAAGAUCAAGGAGUCAAUUGAGGAAGCAAAGUGCCGAGCAAACAACUUUAAGCCAGAGGUAUUGGAAAUGAGUACAGAUGCUCUGGAAGAGGAAUACAAAGUCCUUCUAUCAGAAAAAGAUGGGGAAACCGAGUAUCUUUGCUCACUGCAGAACCAGGUUGAACGAAUGAAGGGAAUUUCUAAUGUGAUUAAAUGUGCUUGUGGAGAGGAAUACACGGUGAAACUUCAUGCCUGACACAAUACAAAACAUGUAGAUGAACAUUCCGUAACUCAAAUGACCAACAAUCAGUUAUCCUUAAAGUAAUAAACAACUCGACGCUGAUAGGAAAAUAUGGUAAACAAUUUUAUAGUUGUUAUGGAGUAAAUUUUUUAGUUAUCUGAGAUGUUGGAGAACAGUUUUUCACCAAGCAAACAUUUACAGUAAAAAUGCUCUAUAUUUUACUGGGGAAAGAAUAUCUACAAAUGUCAGUGCUUUCAUAUUGUGAUGAGAUAAUCUCGCAGUUCCUGCUGAGAAGUUAAAUAUAUUAGUUCUUGAAGUUGUUAUUCAUAAAUCUAGGAAAUGUUGUUAAACUCCUAAUAUGCGAACAUUGUUUGAUGUGCUCUCUUUCCAGUUACCCAGCCAAUGGAUAUUUUUAGC